Molecule: messenger RNA, 3435 nt
Organism: Rhinolophus ferrumequinum (greater horseshoe bat)
Lineage: Eukaryota; Metazoa; Chordata; Mammalia; Chiroptera; Rhinolophidae
Product: arylamine N-acetyltransferase 1
Exons: 2
Coding region: 100-972 (290 amino acids)
Molecular function (GO): acetyltransferase activity
Source: RefSeq, a predicted model, not a curated record
UGAGCACAAACCUUCACAGCCUCACUAGUCACAAUAGCCAAAGGUGAAAACAACCCAGAUGCCCAUCAAGGAAGGAAGAGAUAAACAAAAACGGGGAUCAUGGACAUUGAAGGAUAUUUUAAAAGAAUUGGUUAUAAGAACUCUAGAAACAAACUGGACUUGGAAACAUUAACUGACAUUCUUCAACACCAGAUCCAAACCGUUCCCUUUGAGAACCUUAAUAUCCAUUGUGGGGAACCUAUGGAAUUGGGCUUGGAGGCCAUUUUUGAUCAAGUUGUGAGGAAGAACCGGGGUGGGUGGUGUCUCCAAGUUAAUCAUCUUCUGUACUGGGUUCUGACCACAAUUGGUUUUGAGACUACAAUGUUGGGAGGCUACGUUUACAAUACUCCAGCCAACAAAUAUAGCAGUGCUAUGAUUCAUCUGCUACUGAAGGUGGCUAUUGAUGGCAAGAACUACAUAGUCGAUGCUGGGUUUGGACGCUCUUAUCAGAUGUGGCAGCCUCUGGAGUUAAUUUCUGAGAAGGAUCAGCCUCAGGUGCCUUGUAUCUUCCGCUUGACAGAAGAGGGAGAAUAUUGGUACCUGGACCAAAUCAGAAGAGAGCAGUUCAUUCCAAAUCAAGAAUUUCUUAACUCUGACCUCCUGGAAAAGAAAAAGUACCGAAAAAUCUACUCCUUUACUCUCGAACCUCGAACAAUUGAAGACUUUGAAUUGGUUAAUAAAUACCUUCAGGAGUCUGCAGCAUCUGUGUUUACAAGCAAGUCAUUUUGUUCCUUGCAGACCCCAGAUGGUGUUCAGUGUUUAGUGGGCUUCACCCUCACCUAUAGGAAAUUCAAUUAUAAGGACAAUAUGGAUUUGGUCGAAUUUAAGACACUGAAUGAGGAGGAAGUAGAAGAAGAGCUGAAAAAUAUAUUUAAUAUAUCUUUGGAGGGAAAGCUUGUGCUCAAACAUGGUGAUAAAUUUUUUACCAUUUAGAGUAAGGAGUAAAAAUGGUCUUCAGUAUUAUUUCAGGCACUGAAAUGUUUCAUUAGAAAAAAUUCAAUACAUAUAAAAGUAGAGAGAUUAAAAUAAUAAACCCCUGUUUAUUUAUCACCCAAGGUACCAAGUAUCAAAGGAUAGCCUAUGUCUCAUAUUUCCUCAAUGAUUCCACAUGAUAGUAAGAAAAUUCUAGACAUCAAGUCAUUUCAUCCUUAAAAAUGUCAGCAUAUGUAUUUAGAUAACAUUUUGAAGAAACAUAAGCACACACCUUUCAAAAUUAAUAAUAAUAAAGAUAAUUUAUGGAUUGCCUAGGGUUUUCGUAGGAGAAAAUAGUGAUUUCUGCUAGAAAAACUUCCAAACUUGUUGAAUGUUGAAUUGAUAGAAAAUGUGUACCCAUGGUUCAGUAAAUGGAAUGGUGAGGAAAUUGUUUUUAUUAAAUUCAACUAGCAUUUGUCUAAUGUCCAACUUUUACAAAAACCCACAUGUAUAAUUUAGGAUUAGAAUGCAACAAGGAAGAGUGAGACAUGACACUGCUUCCAAAUAAGCUUCCAAAUAAUUCUCAGCACAAGGCUGAAACCAAUGCAUAGCAACAUGUGAUUAAGUACCAAGAAAGUGACACAACUCAUCAUUUCUUACAUGGUUCCUUUUUGCUACCACAGUUCUUCACGUAGCAUUUUUCUUAAUAUAGGAACAUUGACAUUUAGAAUUUUCCAAUUCCAGAAUUAAGUAAUUUAUGUAUAAAAGUAAUCAUUAUUUGGAAUUUAAAAAUACUUAUUAUCUGUAAAAACUUGGUGUCUGAACUGUAUGUUAAAACAUGUUGGCUAAUACAAUGUCACCACAAAGUAUGUGUUUGGCAGAAUUAGGAUUUAAUGGGGCUAAGUUAUUUUUCUGCAGUGGAGUCUUUCUCAAAUCCACUUUUUUAUCUCCCAGUUAUAUUCUUUUACUUCCUUUCGUACUUUGUCAUAAAAGAAAGAGUAUGAACUUCAAAGUACAUAGAUCUCAGUUCUAAUCCUGUAGACACUGGGUGAAUUACUUGAUGAAUUUGUGGCUCUGAUUCGUCAGAGGUAAAAUGGGGAUAAUACUUACAAAUUAAGUGCCAGACUUAGAAUAAACUUUCAAUAACUAUUUGUUAUAAGAAUGCAUGAAUAAUGUCAGUAAUGGUUUUGAUACCGAGUCAGCAUUUGAUAAAACUUCUUCCAUCUUGCUUUCUUUUCUUAGCUUGAAACCCUGGUCCUGAAUCUGCCUGCUUCUUCCAUGAGUAAAUAGUAAAUAAUAUGCUAUCAGAUGGCCCAAAUCAGACUGUGCUUUGUGCUUCAGAAUUGGAAUUUUUACUUACUAUAACUCAUAUUUUCUGUUUGUGAAUUCCAGAAUGCAGGGCUCUAAUUUAAACUGCAGACUUCUUCUUACAUUAUUCUCCCUCUUCAACUUAUGAUUAUCACAAUGAUAAGGAAAAAAUAAAAUGGAAUAAGCAUUGCUAAGGGAGUCACUUAAAAUAGAGUCGGGAGGCUAUCAAGCAAGGAAGGCCUGUGCAGCCUAUGCACAUCUUGUGCCUUAGUUCUCAGAGAUGCUAUUACGUUGCUAACUUGUUUCUUAAACGUCCUGGAACUACUGGUGUAUGGACAUACACCCGACGUAUUUCCUCCUUGUAGUUUUUGCCUCUUUGAUUUGCAUAUUGGAACUAACCCAUCCCUGUUAAUGUAGUCUUCAAUCCUUUAUUCACAUACAAGAAUUACACUUUUUGGGUUUUGCCUUUAUAAAUGUUGCCUUUCUUUGUCCUCUGGAAUGCAAUUUGGGUUGCUGCCUGAAUCUUCAUUUCCCAAAUUAUAAUCCUUUUGCUCAGAUGAAUGCCUUUUGUUCUUAAUAAUGGCUUGACCCUCUUCUUUGGUUAACAAUAAGUUUAAGAGAAGAGCAGAGACUGGAGUGGAGAAACGUUAGUAAAAAGCGUAAGUUACUUAGGAUCAUGAGUACUUCAUAUAUUGACGUAAGAGUUGGAAGAUACUGCUCAGGUUGGAGAUCCUAGAGAGAGGUGUAUCUGAGACCUGGCCUGAGUGGGAAGGAAAGAUAAAAGAUAUAUGUGUAUUUCAGUAUUUGACAGCUUGCCAUCUUCCUUACCUUACCUGAUUGGCCUUGUUCAGCCCUGCUGCUAUCUUGCAGCAAAGUCAGGUCCCUACUGGUUCGUUUGGGCAGAAAGGAUUUUUUCACAUUCUGACUAGGAUCGUGUCAAUGAGAUGUAGGUAAAGACAGAACAGAUUAAAAGGUGGCUCAAGGAAAAACAUGCCGUUUGGUACCAGUGAAUUAAGGAAGUCACAUUAUAUGAUAAAUAUCCUGAAACAUGAUGCAGUAGUUUUUCCUUCAAUAAUCUAUCACAUGAAAAAAAAAAGCCAAAUAUUGUGAAUGAUUCAGAGAUAUAAAAUUUAGCUGCUAUAUCGAAGAGUUGUGCCUCACAGUGCAAUGUUAACU